AUGGCGUCUGCGGGGAUGGGGCUACGGCGGCUCCUGGUGGCCGGUUCGAAAGCGAGCAGGAGGCGAGUGACCACUUUUCUCCUACCUGUAGCUUGUCCCAGGGUUCAUUAUCAUGGGACACCGUCUUGCAACUACAUACCCCGGAGAGCUGUUCUCUAUGUGCCUGCAGAUGAUGGAAGAAAGAUACAGAAGAUCCAAACUCUCAAGGUUGAUUGUGCAGUGCUAGAUUGUGAAGAUGGUGUUGCUCUAAAUAGAAAGGCAGAAGCUAGAAUAAAAACUGUGGAAGCCCUUGAGAACUUUGACUUUGGUCAGACGGAGAAGUGUGUUAGGAUCAAUUCAGUGUCGAGUGGUCUUGCAGAAGAAGAUAUGAAGGUCAUUUUGAAAUCCAAGAUUCUUCCUACUAGCCUGAUGCUCCCGAAGGUUGACAACGUAGACGAAAUAAAAUGGUUUAUGGAGAAAUGUGCGUGGCACUUACAAGGCCGAACACUCAUAGAGCCGAUCAAUUUCAUUCCUUUUGUGGAAACUGCAAUGGGUUUGCUCAAUUUUAAGGCUGUUUGUGAAGAAACUCUGAGACGAGAACCACAGGUUGGCCUUCAUUUAGACGCUGUGGUAUUUGGAGGCGAGGAUUUUCGUGCCAGUAUAGGUUCAACAAGUAGUAAAGACACUCGUGAUAUUCUUUAUGCACGGCAAAAAAUUAUCGUCACAGCGAAGGCUUUUGGCUUGCAGGCCAUUGACCUUGUCUAUAUAGACUUCCAGGAUGAUGAUGGGCUGCGUCAACAAUCAAAAGAGGGUGCCUCAAUGGGUUUUACUGGUAAGCAGGUGAUCCACCCUAAUCAAGUUGCCAUUGUCCAGGAACAAUUCUCCCCAAGUCUUGAAAAAAUAAAGUGGGCACAGGAACUGAUUACAGCUUUUGAAGAACAUCAGCGUGUAGGAAAGGGCGCCUUCACAUUCCACGGCAGCAUGAUAGACAUGCCGUUACUGAAACAGGCCCAAAAUAUUGUUACACUUGCUACUGCCAUCAAGAAAAAAUAAUCCGCUAAAUAAACUUUUCCCAAAGAGUGAUACUAGGAGCUCUUCAAGAAAAAUUACAUAAUACCGAGGGAAAGGACAGCGCAAUGCUUCAUAUUUCAGUCGAAUUCAGAAUACAUGUCCAACAACUCUGAUCUAUUUUUCUUACUGAAUGUCAAUGAGAAUGCUAAGAUUGGAGUCUGUUUCCUAUGACAAAUGAGUUGUGACAGACCUGAAAGCAAAACUGUUUCCUUUGGAAAAGCGACCAAUUAAAAUCAAUCAGGGAUGUGGACAAAUAGGGGCUUCAUUUAAUAUUUGACUCAGAAAAUUUUCUGUGAACAGCAGAGUUGCCAAAGGAGGAAAAAGUUCCUAUCUUUCAGGUAUAUAGAAAAACCUUAUCUUUCAGGUAUAUAGAAAAGGGGCCCUUGGGAAGCAUUUUUUGUUAUACAGAAGAGAAAAGAGCUGCUCUUUGCUUAAAAUUCUAAACAAGUAGUCUUAAGAGAGGUUUUCGGUAGUUUCAGAGACUUGACACAUACAUUAUUGAAGUGAUCCAUAUAGACAUUCCUUCUUCAACUUGUGUUCCUGUUACUUUAUACUGAGUUAUACUGAAAGCAAACAUCCCAAAGGCAUAUUCUCUCUGCUGAAGAUAAUAAAAUACACUUCUGGCACUGUUCUGUGUGACUUUUAAAGGUAGAACCUCCUCCCUGACCAGAUUUCCACCUUAGUUUCUUUCAGUCUGAAGAUGCAGUGCUUUUAGAAUAUUUAAUCUAAAUUAACAAGUGUGGCCCAAUGGAUUUUGCUGCCUGCAGUAGAAAGUGCAAGCUUGAAACCAUUUAAUAUGGCUUAGUUAACUUCUCAAGAAGUUUUAAACAUUUGUAUGCAUCAAUUAGGAAUGCAAACCAUCUUCUGUAGCUUUUUUCAGAUGUUUUAGAAAAUUAAAUCAUUAGACAUUUUACCAUUUCAUUGUGCAAAGACAACGACCUCUUCCCACCUAAAUGAACACCUCUUAUUUUUCCCCAAGUGCAAUUGGAGAUUUAAUUUAUAAAUAUGUGUAGUUUGGUAAAUCCCUGUAAUCCAAGUGCCUAUGGAGAAGGGAUUUAUCAAAACUGAUUUUUUUAAAAAAAUAAAA
Messenger RNA from Thamnophis sirtalis, 2137 nucleotides. RefSeq names its product citramalyl-CoA lyase (gene CLYBL). NCBI's taxonomy places the organism in Eukaryota, Metazoa, Chordata, Lepidosauria, Squamata, Natricidae. Gene Ontology annotation, biological process: regulation of cobalamin catabolic process. The record is from RefSeq and is a predicted model, not a curated record. Gene Ontology annotation, molecular function: (S)-citramalyl-CoA lyase activity.